GCGCGCGAUCGCGUCCGCAACAGCAGGAGAGAAGAAUGGAAGUCGUGUAGGUUGAGGGCCGAUCGUAUCUGCAGUAGUAGCGACCGUUCAAGGAAUCGACUAAGAAAACAUGGCUGCAGGUUGUUGUGGAACGAAAAAGCAAAAGCUGAACAAUUCGUCGAGUGUUCCUUGUAAUGGUUCGAUAUUACAAAAUGGCAUACAACUAAGAAACAGUGUAAUAGUAAAGCCUGAGAUGGGCUUCUUUUGCUUCGAUGUUCUUUAUUGCCAAUUACAUCAACUCGACCCUCCAAAACCGCCCAACUUUAGCAACGAAGCAUUCCCAUUAUUUGUAACAUGGACUAUCGGAAAAGAUAUGAGGUUAAGAGGUUGCAUUGGAACAUUUAAUGCAAUGCAGUUACAUGCUGGACUUAGAGAAUAUGCAACAACUAGUGCAUUCAAAGAUUCACGAUUUAAUCCUAUCACACGGGAUGAACUUCCACGUUUACAUGUAAGUGUUUCAAUUCUGAGACAUUUUGAAGAUGGUGUUGAUUAUUUAGACUGGGAAGUAGGUGUCCAUGGAAUUCGUAUAGAAUUCCAUAAUGAGAAGGGUAAUAAACGAACUGCUACCUAUUUACCUGAUGUUGCAACAGAACAAGGAUGGGACCAGAUACAAACGAUAGAUUCGUUGUUGCAUAAAGGUGGUUACAAAGGCUUGGUCACUCCAGAUAUUAGACGUAGUGUGAAAUUAACAAGAUAUCAGAGCGAGAAGGUUACCGUAAGCUAUCAAGAUUAUAUGACACAUUGGCAUAGCCGAAGAUGCUAGCAGCUGGCUUGGGGUCCUAAUCAAGGACCCCAAUUGCCACCAAAUUCUGUUGUUCAUUAUAAUGCUAAUACAUCUCACACCUCCCAUCUACUAUACAAUAACACUCAAUACAAUUCUUAUAUGGCCAGUCAGGGACAUGGAUUAGUAAUGACACAACGUAAUCAUCCUGCAUUCAUUCAUCCUCUUCCAAUACCCCCUAUUUCUCCCGUUAUGUUACCUAUAUGGGAUUACUCAUCAUUUUGGUGGGAUCAAACAGGUUCAUCUUAUCCUCCGUCACAUUCUCAUCUUCAUCCUCCGCCCCGUGUUCAUCGUUUGUCACCACAAGAAACUGUUGAUCGUGGAAUUCGUAAACGAAAAUGACAUUGGAGGCGACUAUUGUUUGCAAUCUUUCAUUGUUUAAAAUGGUGCCUACUGUACUUUGUAUGUUUCUGCAUACACAGUUUCCCCCUUAUGAUACCACACAGUCCUCCUUGAGGACAAUAGCAUUUUAUGUAUGAUGGCACUGUCUUUUUUCGUUAUCUCCGAUAACGUAAUUAAUAUCAUUAUUUAUCUAAUAAUUGGUAUAAUCGUAAACUAUAUACGCAUAUACAACAAGUGCAUUAACUUUUAACUUUAAUAUUUAUAAUCAUUGAUAAAACUAUAUGUCAAAUAUUCAGAUUUUAAAACAUAUAUUAUAUAAUUGCCUAUUCUCAUGUAUUUUAAUGCGUUCAUAAAUUAAACAACACGAUUCAGUUCAUAGAAUAAAUAUUUUAAGAUUAAGAAAUAGAUUAUACAUAAUGUGCAAUUAGCUUUGCCAUCAUACUUAUUGUGUCCAUUUGUAUUUAUGUCUGCAGUAUACGAGUGAUAUAAAUAACUUUAUAGCACAGUGAUGCUGCCUGCAAUUCACUGCCUGCUUCACAAGGUUUAAUGUACAAAUUCACGCGAAAAUGUUUCUAUUAUCCGUAUAUUAUAAAAAAUAUAGAAUAUCAUUUUUAGAUAAAUACAUAAGUGAAGAUUGAAAAACAUUAGAUUUUCUAUUGAUAAUAUUUCUUCUAACAAUGUUCUAUUAAUUCAUACAUAGUAUAUAGUUAUUAUAUUCUGCAUAACUUUUGUAUUAUUAUUUAUCGAAAGUUAUCGGAAAUUCACAUAGAUGAUUAAAUUAAUAUAAAUUAGAUAAUUGUCUAAAACUAUAUGUUGCAUUCUCUUAAAUUAAUCAUAUGCAAAGAAAGUUACAAACUUCCUUAUCGUUGUUUUCUCAUGACUGUGUCAUGGAUAAUAUAUAUGUAAGUACUAAUUUUUAACUUACUAAUUUAAAUUUCAUUGUAUUGAUGGCAUACAUAAAUUUUGCUUUAGUAUGUGCAAAUGCUUACAUUAAUGCACUGAAAUUUUUAAAAGUGAAAACCUUUAAUAACGUCUAAUUUUCUAUUAACAAUAUGGACUUUUAUAUUUUUAUUUCUUUUUUUUAUACCAUUGAUACAUUGAAAUUUAAUAAUUCUAGUUAUAUUAUAGUCCAGUGUAUUAUUACAGCAAAGGAUCAUACUAUUGAAUACAUAAAUAUGUAAAUCUUCAUGAAUAAUCAUAACUAAGACUAGUUGUAAUCAACUAAAUUAAUAGUAGAUACUUAUUUGAAAAUUAUUAUUAAUUUUACGAAAUUUAGAUAAUACUACUAAAAAAAUAGCAAUGUAAUAAAAAUGAUAGAAUGGAACCUCUACUGUAAAUAAGCAAUGGACUGCAUUAUGACUAUUAAAAUGCGUUAAUAAUAGUUGUAUUAUAGUUGUAGAUGAAAAUGUGACGAUCUCAUUGUGAUUUUAAUAUUCUGUGACUCAUAAAACACAAAUAGAAUUGCUAUUGCUUUCUGUAACAUACUUAUCUUAUUACUUUGUUUUUCUUGAAACAACUUAUUAUUAUAUCAUGUUAAAAUGAUUCGAUGAAACAAAUAUUUGGUAACUUUGAAGUACAGUAAAAUGUGUUCUUCCAUGUGUUGAUA
This is a messenger RNA of Bombus terrestris (buff-tailed bumblebee), 2768 nucleotides long. Its product is annotated as AMME syndrome candidate gene 1 protein homolog. The transcript is spliced from 4 exons. The record is from RefSeq and is a predicted model, not a curated record. The coding region runs from base 110 to 802 and encodes 230 amino acids. NCBI's taxonomy places the organism in Eukaryota, Metazoa, Arthropoda, Insecta, Hymenoptera, Apidae.